AAAACAGAAUGUCUACUAUUUAGAAAUAAUAAAGAAGAGGAUAUUUUGUCAUAGCUGGAACACUUGUUAAUGCCUACUAUACUUGCUAUGAAAUAAUGAAUAAGGAGAAGAUUCAACAGCUUGUCGCCAAGGCAAAGGAAGCUGCACGUAAUGGAGAAUUACUCGAGUCACUUAAACUGUUUCAAGAAGCUUACGCAAUGCAUCCUUCUGAAAAACUACAAACACGUAUUAAGAAAUUGCAGGAAUUUAUUGACAACAUGGAAUCUGAAAGUGAUGAGGAGGACGAGAAUACAGAUAUGAUUGAUAUUGGCCAUCAAUUUUACCUUCACCACAGCAUUGCUAACAAGCUCUAUGACUAUCAAAGAAAUGGUGUUUUGUGGUUCUGGAAACUUUUUAAAAAGAAACAAGGUGGCAUACUAGGAGAUGAUAUGGGUCUUGGUAAAACUAUUCAGGUGAUUGCAUUCUUAGCAGGGAUGUACGAUGCAGACCUGAUUAAGCAUGUCAUCAUAGUAGCACCACUGGCAAUUCUUGUCAACUGGGAAAAAGAAUUUAAAAAAUGGGCAGGUGGUAUAAGGGUAAAGCCUUUUCAUGGAAACAAUAAAAAACAAAGAUUAAACAAUCUGCAUAAAAUUCAGAGAACAGAGGGAGUCUUGAUCACAACUUAUGGUAUGGUUGUAUCAAAUAUUGACUCUCUUAGUGUUGACGAAAAUGGAGAUCCUUUUCGCUGGGACUAUCUCAUUUUGGAUGAGGGUCACAAAAUUAAAAAUGCAACCAAGACAAGCAAGUGUGUUAGAUCUAUCCCUUCAAAAUUGCAUUACAUUUUAACUGGAACACCUGUGCAAAAUAAUCUUAGUGAACUUUGGUCACUUUUUGAUUUUACCCAGCAAGGAAGGUUACUUGGAACUAAGAAAACUUUUGAUACUGAAUUUCAACGACCCAUUGUUAGGGCAAGAGAAAAAGAUGCGACUGGAUAUGAGCAAGAAGUAGGAAACAAAAUUGCAGAAAGCUUAAGAUUACUCAUACAGCCUUACUUCUUGAGACGCACUAAAGCUGAAGUUUUUUCGAACACAAACAAUGACAAUUCAAAUAAGGAGAAUGGUGCAAAUCAACAAGAUGGCAAAUCUAAUAAUGAUGAAAACAGUAGCACUAUGCAAUCAAAAUCUAUUCCCGAACUCAAAGCUAAAAAAAACGAUUUAAUCAUUUGGGUUUAUUUGUCUGACUUACAACUGAAACUGUAUCAAGGUUUUGUUCGAUCAGAAAGAGUAAAACAGGCUUUGAUGACUACAAGUAGAAAUCCACUGGCAGAAUUGAAUUUGUUAAAAAAGAUAUCUGACCAUCCACGGUUGCAGUCAACACUUUCUAAAUUUUUAACAAGUUCAGAGGAACAUGAAACCAGGCUGGCUUGUGGCAUAGAGAUCGAUGAUGCUGAUGUAGAUACAGAGAGCACAAUUGAAGAGCCUGCACAUGCACCACCUGUGGAAAAAUUAAUCGAAGAUUCAGGAAAAAUGGUGUUUUUAGUGUAUCUAAUGAAAAAUUUAAAGGAUGAAAAUCAUAGAACUGUUAUUUUUAGCCAAUCACGUAAAAUGCUUGACAUCAUACAGAAAGUGUUGUUGAGUUUUGAUCAUAAGAUAUUAAGAGUUGAUGGCACUAUUUCAAAUCCAAUGGACAGAGAGAAAAUUAUACAAAAAUUCCAACACGACUUUUCCUACAACGUGAUGCUUAUGACUACACAGGUUGGUAGCGUUGGCUUAACCCUUACUGGCGCAGAUAGACUUGUCAUAUUUGAUCCAAGUUGGAAUCCAGGAACAGAUGCACAAGCCGUGGACAGAGUAUAUCGACUGGGUCAAACGAAAAAUGUGAUAAUAUAUCGUUUAAUCACUUGUGGAUCAGUGGAGGAGAAGAUCUACAGAAAACAAAUUUUUAAGAAUGCACUGAUGAAGCAAACAACUGGCGCUUCUAACAACCCGUACAGAUAUUUUACUAACCACGAGUUACGUGAAUUGUUUGUUUUGGACGAUCCGAGAGAGUCGACCACACAACAGCAACUUAAACAAAUGCACAAACACCAAAGCGAGAAUGACGAGUCGUUCCUGAAACACUUAAAAUAUUUGGAAAACAAAAAAUGUAUUUACGGUGUGAGCCAUCAUGAUCAGUUGUUUACUCAAGAAGCAGUUGAUGAUAAAAAUGAUGAAUUUGAUGACGAAAUUAUUCAAGCGCAGGUACUUCUUGCCAAUCAAAGGUUGACUCAAGAAAGAAAUUGUGAUGGGACGUUUUCCAGAACUAAGAAACAACAAAAAAGCAGCAGUGACAGAUCAGAAACUUCUGCAUCAUCAAACACUUCCUCGCUUCAUAAGACAACAAACUCGGCACAUCAUCAAAGCUGUACUGAAGUCAGCAGUGAUCUAUCCAACGAAGAGGUUCACCAAUCAAAAAGCAAUGAUGCCACUGUGGAUUGCUCAACUCGAUCAGUGUUGAGCCAAUCAGAGAGUCGCGAAGGAUCUGAUAAAUUAGCUGAUGAAUUAAAUAUUUUAAAGAUUUCAGACAACGCGUCGUCUUCAACAAACGUGGAAAACAUUUCAGAGGAAAGUGCAGUAGUACCAGAAAUCGAGAAAAAGAGCACUGCCAAUUCGAGUGUUCAAAGCAUAUCUUGUGACAUUGUUUCGAAUGACCAUAAAAAUAGCAACCUGUUUAAUGCUUCAUGUUUUGACGCUGAGGAGAGUGAUUGUGAAUCAAAUAACAAUCAUAGCGAAAAUAAUGUGAACAACUUGAAUUCAACGACUAACACUUACGAACGCGAGAUUCGAACUGGUUUUAACGCCUCCGGUAAAUUAGACAAAGAUAAUAAAAAUCAAAACGAAAGUAUAUGCGAGGUUGCUGACACUGCUUGUAGUCCUCUUAAAAAUCAUAACAUUACACCAAAAGUUGUUAGGGAUCUUGGAAAGCUUUACAGGACUCCUCCCGUUAGUCCGUUCUACUCAAGCAUAGAUCCACACGGUAAAGUUUCCAAUGAGGGGGAUCGAAUCGACGAGAGAAGCUCAAGCACACCAGUUCUUAACCUUCUUUACUCACGAUCGAAUGAUGUCUCAUUUAAAAGAACAGGGGGGGUGGAGAAAGCAGAGAAAGAUGGUGAUUUGAAGAGUGAACUGUCAGAAGACGAGCGGGAUACUUCCGAUUUUUAUGAUCAACCUUCCGUUGAGAACAGAGAUGAAGUGGAUAAUUUUCCCGAUACUUUUGGAGAGAGUUAUAUUGAAGAGGAUGCCGGGAAAGAUGACAUGAAUUAUGAUGCUGUUGUUGAAUACGAGAAAAUUGAUAGUGUAACACAAAGAUUAAACAAAUCAAACGACAUUGACGGUCAAGUUAGUUCGUGUGAAUUUGAAGCAGACGAACAUCAGAAAGUUUCAAGUAGAAAAGACUUGAGCAAUAAUGACGGAUGUUCAGGUGUUUCUUCACCUUUGAUAUACUCACCAAGAAAUGGUAAUAUAGCUUCAACUCAUCAUCAAACAUCGGAUCGUACUGCAAAGUGCGAGAGCUUGUAUGAAGCUAAUGAUGUAGCAUGCAGUCCUAUUCCUUCUAUUAACAACUUGGAAAACGUUCUGUCUGAUCAAGACAAGAAAGAUUUUAAUGUGGAGACUAGCAGUUAUGAAGCUAUGGACAUGGCAUGCAGUCCUAUGCCUUCUAAUAAUGACUUGAAAAAUGUUCACUCUGAUCAAGAAGAGAAAGAUGUCAAUGUGGAUACAAGCAGUUAUGACAUGGCAUGCAGUCCUAUUCGUUAUGAUAACAGCCUGAAAAGUGUUCCAUUUUAUCGAAGGGAAAAAGAUUUAAGUUUAGACGUUACUAAAGAAGAUAAUUUAGUUUGUAAAGGGAAAGAUAAUUCUGAUAAUCAAGACAUUUUGGUAGAGAAAGAGAUGGAAAAUGUUUCAGAAGACGUGGCAAAGACCGAAAAUGUGGGUAGCUUGCACCUUUUAUAUGACGAGAUGCCUGAAAGUGGAAAUAUGGUUGAUGUUAAUAAGCCGUAUAAAUAUGUCGUUGAAGAAGAAUCUAUCACAGAGCAACCGACGAAAUCGACUUCGGAUUUAAAAGUCGACGACAAUCCUGAAGUUCAUACUGAAGACGAAACUAUGGGAAGCACUUUUGACUUUGAAUUAUUCAAAAUAAAAAAUGCUUCAAAAGACACUGAUAAUACACCCUAUGAUCCAGACCGUUCCGCUGAGACACAGCCUUUAGAGUCUGAAAGUCAGGAACUAUAUUCAAACGAUAAGCCUGUUGUACUUCCUAUAGAUCGAAAAACAAUGUAUAAACAUCCUAUAAACAAUUCGGUUGAUUCGUGCCAGUUAGCUGACACUAUACCAAUUGAAAGAGAUGCAGAAUUUUAUCAGAAUUAUCAGAAAGGCACUAAGAAGGACAACGAAGCUCACACAAUUGACGUCAAUCAGCCGUCUGAUGCCGACAGUGUUCAGGAAAGUCAAAGAAUGUUUUCCAGUGUUGAAAGUUCUUUUGAUUUCUUUCGACACGAAAAACAUAUGAAUAAAGAGAAUGAUACGGUUAAUGAGAAAAACCGAAGUGUUACCGGAGAAUCCUAUAGGAAAGAAUUUCUACAUGAAGGGAACGUCACAAAUCAAACCUCAACCCAUUCUGUUGUGUUAUCCGACGACGAAACAGACGUAUCGUCAAGUGAUGAAAAAGACAGCGAUUUGGUAACGUCGGUUAAUGAUGCAAUAGCCGAUAAAGAAGUUCUACCUGGUCGAGAUGACGAUUCGCACCGACUUGAGAAAGUAAGAAUGUUGAAGUCGCUGUUUGAAGAGAAUAUGGGGAAAAUAAAUCUUGAUGAACAUGUGCUGAUUAAAAUUGGGGAAUUGUUGAAAGAACUGGAUAUAUAGACAAUUUUUUAUUUAUUUUCUUUAACACUUUUUCCUUACUUUUUCGUUCCUGUCUGUGAUAAACACAAAUGACUUCCCAAUGUUUACAAAGGUUUGAGGAUUUUUGUGCGCGCGCAUUUUAUUAUUUAAAUUUAUACAGAUUUUUGGAUUUAUUUGACUAAGUGCGCAUGUCUAUUGUUUUCAACGUAAAAUUACAACAUUACGUACAGUGAGGAUUCUGUCACGACGGUUAUCCGAAGAAAGUUUACAAAAUUUUACAUUAAGUUCACUACCAUGAAGUGGGAGUUAGAUCUUAAGUUGAAAGCGUUUUAUUAAUAUAAUUUUGUUGUUGUUGUUUUUGUUGUUGGAAGUUUAGUUUGCUAUCUAUAAAGAAAUAUAUUUGUAAUUUUAUGCUUUUUGUAGAAAACAUCGUGUUUAUUUAUUUUUGACUAUUCUUCCAUUUUCAAAUUUUAUUCGAUUUUCUUACUUAAUCAUGAAAAAGAAAUAAAUUGAGUACAUGAAGAUUAA
This is a messenger RNA of Hydractinia symbiolongicarpus, 5384 nucleotides long. RefSeq names its product DNA excision repair protein ERCC-6-like. Gene Ontology annotation, molecular function: ATP binding; ATP-dependent chromatin remodeler activity; DNA translocase activity. The transcript is spliced from 22 exons. NCBI's taxonomy places the organism in Eukaryota, Metazoa, Cnidaria, Hydrozoa, Anthoathecata, Hydractiniidae. Bases 96 to 4877 code for a protein of 1593 amino acids. The record is from RefSeq and is a predicted model, not a curated record.